AUGACUGCUCCCAUUAGUCACCUCAUCGUGUGCAUCGUGAUGGCCAUCAAUGAUGACACGUUCAGUGGUCUGAUCGCCACAGAUGCCUCCCUACACCAUCACACUACCACCUCCGAAAGGUUCGACUUCAUUAACGCAACAACGGGCUCCGAAGCCGAGACUACAUCGGAACCUGAGUCUACAGCAGAACCUGAGUCUACAGCUGAAGCUGAGACUACAUCGGAACCUGAGUCUACAGCAGAAGCCGAGACUACAUCAGAACCUGAGUCUACAGCAGAAGCCGAGACUACAUCAGAACCUGAGUCUACAGCUGAAGCAGAGUCUACAGCAGAAGCCGAUACUACAUCAGAACCUGAGUCUACAGCUGAAGCCGAGACUACAUCAGAACCUGAGUCUACAGCUGAAGCAGAGUCUACAGCAGAAGCCGAGACUACAUCAGAACCUGAGUCUACAGCAGAAGCCGAGACUACAUCAGAACCUGAGUCUACAGCUGAAGCCGAGAUUACAUCGGAACCUGAGUCUACAGUAGAAGCCGAGUCUACAGCUGAACCUGAAUCUACGGCAGAAUCUGAAUCUACAGCAGAAUCCGAGGCUACAUCAGAACCUGAGUCUACAGCUGAGCCUGAAUCUACGUCAGAACCCGAGUUAACGUCAGAACCUGAGUCUAACAGCGUUAGUACAGAACCACUGUCAGAAAUCACAUCAGAACCGCAAGCAGAAACCACGUCAGAACCAAUAGCAGAAAAAGGGGCGGAACCGGAGGAGCGUCCCACAGCAAUUGAAAUUGUCCUGCCUCCAUUCAUGUUUAUUGCCUUCAUUUUGUUUGGUCUGUUAAUUCUCCGGCUGAAGGUCCGGUACGCAUCCCCCACCAGUACACUCAUCAACGUCGGCAAGAACAUCCUGCAGGGCAUGGGGAAACAGCCGGACAGCGGCAACAUCCUGACUCUCACCUCUCUGGAAAACAGCGAAGAGAAGGGCAGGAUCUCGCACGAUGCAUUUCUCACUCCCUUCGACAUCGAGGUGCUCGAGAGUCUGGAGACGUCGCACAACAACACGAAAGAGCUGCUGCGGAUCUCCAUACCCGCGCUUCUCUCACUUGCCCUGUGUCCUGUGACGUUGUUCCUCUACGAGCCGCUGACGACCUACUUCUGGCCCAAGGACAGGUUCUCUUCACCUCCAGACAUCAGUGACGCCAUCUCCUGUUUCCUGGCGCCGGCCGGACUCGUGUACGCGACGUCGUUCGGGUUCGCCUUCCAGUCCGCCUUGAGUAAGCAGCACGAGAUCCUGACGAAGAUGACGAACGAGAUCAGCAUGAUCGACCAGAUAGCGACGUUUGCAGCCAAGCUAAAUCUGCCGAAGCCCAGUAUGAGGAUAGAGAUCCUGGAGGCCAUCAAGGCGGAAGCCAUCUUCAUGAUCCUGCAGAUUCUCAACCGAGAUCCAUCGACCUACGCCAAGCAGUCGCCUGAUGACAUACAAAUAAAGAUCUGGUGCGUGCUGGACAUCCUGCGCCACGUGAACGCCGAGGUGAAACACCACGUGGACCGCGUCCUGUGUGAGAAGAUCAUGAACCACAUCAUGCAGCUCAACAGCAUCUGCUCCGAUCGGAUGGGGAUACUGCACGCCAGAAUUCACCCUCUCAAGUGGGCGUUCCUCGAAACCCUCGGCUUCUUCUCGUUCAUCGGGAUCCUGCUGCUGCGCGCCUACUCCUACAAGAUGGAGCUGCUCAUGUGUCUGCUCACCGUCUUCUCCAUCUCCAUGCUGUGUUACGUCGUCUCCGAUCUCGACUCGCCAUUCAGCGGAUUCUUCAGGGUCGACCUCAGCGUGCUGGCGGACGUCAUCGAACGGAUCGCCACCAUGCACGAGCUGACCAGAAUGGGUCAAGGUCACAUUAUCUUCUACCCGCCGAAAGGACAAUCUGUGUCGAAGAAGAAACUUUUGAAGGAAGUUCGGUCGUGGAUUUAAAUGCUGUCUCGCUUUAAAUUCACGGUCAUAGGGCUGUUUUAGAGUAUUUAUCCAACAGAAAAACAAGUGGCGAAUGAUUAUGUAUCAUAUAUUAAUAAUUAAACAUUCAAAAAAAAAAGAUAGUACGAAGAAAAGAUGUAAAAUAAUUGAUCAACUUUGCUUUAGACAGCAACUGAUCAUUGUCCGCGACAGACUGCCACUCCCCAGGACGACAGAUCUUUCAAAAUUCACUCACUGUAAGAGGACUGCCACUCUCAAGACUGGUUCAACAAAAAGGUUAAAAAUCCAGAUGUCUUCUCUUUCGAUAAUGACUAAUCAUUAACCUCUAUCAUGUGCUAGACUUAGAAGGAGAAACUCAGAAGUAAAUGCCCAGAACGGCGUGUUUGAACCGUAACUGAAUAUAAGCUGAGCAUGAAGAUAAAUUGAAAACAUUAUAAUAAUAUAUGAUGAUCAAAUUAUGCUAAAACUGAUAAUAAUCAUAUUAAUAAUAUGUAGUCAGUUUCUGAAAAUAUAGUUUGAAUAGUAUUAAAUACUAGUAAUACAGCCCAUAUACUAAUAUAAGUCCAAAACAAAUCUGUAACAAAGUGUCCAGACUGAAGCUAUUUGUAUGAGUGACUUUAUGAACAGUAAUGCCUGGCGCACACCUACCGAGUAAUUCCUCUCGACUGUCGAGUCGGCAGUGGUCUGAAAAUAUGCCUUUGUACACACCAGUCGACUCGACAGUCUAAUCGGAGAAAAACAGAAAAUUAGACGCGACUGUCGUGUCUUUGUCCUACACACAGCUAGAGAUUAACGCUGACGUCGACUGUCAAGUCGGCGUUAAUGGUAGGUGUGUGCCUACCAUUAUAACAGUGACGGCCUAGCGUAAUUUGUCGUCGAACUAGGCGCUCUUGAAUCUAGACUAUGUCCCGCCUACACUAGAAUUUGUCACCUGAAUAACACGAUGAUUUAUUUGGCGUCGUUGGCAAACAUUCAGCAUUACUCACUGACGGCAACACGAUACAUUGUCAACAUCAUCAACUGAGUAAAAUUAAUUUAUAUACUGUUACUGAGACAAAAAGGUUUAGCAACGUGGUAAUCGUUCUUAAAUGAAAGAAAACUUGUGACUUUCAAAAGUGAAAUCAGGCACUGAAUUUAAUUGAUGCAUCAUUUCUCACUAAAAAAAAAAAACAAAACGUUACAAGAGAUUUUCAGAACAGUGUAAUGCAUAAUUGUAACGUUAUUGAAUGUAGCCUUCGUGUGGCUUGUAUUUUAAAAUACAAUGCAGUAGUACCUAUUGUUAAAAAGAAAAGAAAAAUGUAUUCUUCGUAGUUUACAUACAAUUUUUAAUAAUAAUUAACUUUGAAGGUAUUCUUGAAACGACACUAUUAUUAUCCUAGCUCCAGUACUCUGACGUAAAGAGAGCUAGACGGACCCUGUCUAACCGUCAGAGACCAAUCUAUAUAAAUUCUGCGCAAUCGCUGCCUACCAAACAGUAGUCAAAGAUUCCCGCUCUAAUACAACAACAUUUGACGUUAAUAACUGUGCAAAUGUCCGUCUAACUCUCUUGCCAUCAGAGUACUCUGGCUACGAUUAUCCAUAUAUAUAUAUAUAUAUAUAUAGUGAAUUGACACGAGAUAAGCACGCACA
Gigantopelta aegis is the source of this 3591-nucleotide messenger RNA. RefSeq lists its product as uncharacterized. The record is from RefSeq and is a predicted model, not a curated record. Bases 1 to 1962 code for a protein of 653 amino acids. Lineage: Eukaryota; Metazoa; Mollusca; Gastropoda; Neomphalida; Peltospiridae. The transcript is spliced from 7 exons.